This is a messenger RNA of Penicillium odoratum, 711 nucleotides long. RefSeq names its product class I SAM-dependent DNA methyltransferase. Bases 1 to 711 code for a protein of 236 amino acids. The transcript has 3 exons. NCBI's taxonomy places the organism in Eukaryota, Fungi, Ascomycota, Eurotiomycetes, Eurotiales, Aspergillaceae. The record is from RefSeq and is a predicted model, not a curated record.
AUGUCGGACUUUACAGAGGCAAAUCGGAAAUAUUUCGAUCAGCUAGCAACCACAUACGAAGAUAAGUUUGCCGAUUCGAUGAAAAUGCUUUCCGAGCAGACUUUACAGUAUAGACUCUGGAUCAGUGAUCAGUGGACCGACACUGUCAACCAAGAUCAAGAGAUCAGAAUGCUCGAGUACGCAUGUGGCCCGGGAAAUAUCUCAAUGACCUUGGCACCCUUUCUAACCCAGGUCAUCGGCAUUGACGUCUCUGAGAAUAUGGUAGAGAAAUUUAACCACAAUGCUGGCCUUCUUGGACUCAAAGAAAAGGUAUUUGGUCAUAAAGCUGACCUCCUUGCUGAGAAUUCUCCGGUUGAAUUUGAUGCGCCGCCAUACACCGACGUGGAUGUGCUGACGGUUAGCAUGGCGUUGCAUCAUUUUGAGGACCCGGGUCUUGCUUUGCAGCGGUUGGGUGGCCGGUUGAAGAAAGGUGGCGUGUGCUUUAUCAUCGAUUUGGUCUCACACUCUGGGCAUGAUCAUAAGCAUGGGUUUGGUGACGCGGCUCACACAGUCAAGUCCCAUGGGUUUUCUCAAGAGAGCAUGCAGGAGUCAUUCCAGGGGGCUGGAUUUGAACACAUUGAAUACAAGGUCCUCGCUCAGCCGCUGGUAUUUGUGAGAGAUGGAAUCAAUGUCUCUAAGACGGUUUUCAUUGCUCGUGCCCAGCGGGUUUGA